AUGUCCGACACCGGCAGCGGUAGCAGUGCCGCCAACGUGGCUCCACCAGUCACGUCGGCAACAAGGGCACAGCAACAUCCUCCGCAUCACCACCAUCAUCACCACCAUCACGCUCAUCAUAUCGCCGAUCCUGCACGACGCAAGAAGAAGCAUUUGCCCGCGCAGCUCGCUCAGCUCCAGCUCGAGAAUGAGGACGAUGAUGCCAACAACUUUAUCUCCUCUUCGCGAGACGCUUCCGAGGAGGACAAUGACGACCAAGAAGAGACUUUUGACGACAAUGCAUCCAUCGCAUCGCUCCGCCGUCAUCAGCCGGACGCUAGCACCACUUCGCUGUCCAACGUGCCAAUCUCUUCGUCGCUCUCCUCCAUCCCGCCCAAUGACAGAGACCAGGCAUUGAUUGACUCUGCAGCACUGCAUCAGCCUUCCAAGCUGCAGCAUCAGCUCAAACCCAACACUGUGAACGACGACAGGACGCCUGCUAGCACAAGUCCACCGCGAGUGGCAGCGGCGACCUCCAGUGCUCCUCUGGCAGGCGGCGCUAGAGGCGGUCAGUCGCACGUAUCACACGGCUUUGUGUCUCCCUCUGCGGGCCAGCAGCCGUUCUCGACAGCAUCGGAUCGCAGGAAGGAAGUUUCUUCCGAUGAUGACGAUCGAUACAUCCGUCCAUCCGUGGGCGCUACUCUCGCCAAUGCCAGCGUAGCACUGUCGAGCAGCUCGUCUGCUGAGCUUUUACCCAAGGUUGUGGCUGCACAGAGGCAAGCAGGUACAGCAGAAGGGCAGGCGUCCAAAUCGGGCAAGCCUUCUGCAGGAGCCAACCUCAACCUCGGCGCUCUGCCGCCUCCCACUGGUGGUCCUGCCGGUGCGGCAACCGCCAAGCCCCAGGCGAGCGCCGCCGAUCCCUUCUCGUCCUCGGGCGCAUCAGGCAUCGCAACAGCCCUCACUGGCGGUACCGCCGCCGCUUCCACACCCAAAGCGCAACAGGCGAGUGACAAUGCACCCGUGGCGGAUCCUAUUGGAGUGCCACAAGCUGCUUCGAAGCGCAAGGUCUCCUCUUCGCACCAUGCCGCUCACGCAUCAGCACGUCGGGCCGAGCUCAAGGACGGUGCCGGCGAUGAAGGCGGCAACAACACGGAUGGCGGCAACGACGGCGACGUCGAGUACGCUGCUCGCACGCCCAUCUCUGCUCAAAUUGCUGCAGGUUCGUCCAACCUGGCGCCGUCGCAACGCGAAUUGCCCGCACGAUCAGCCCACGCAUCGAGCGCGCCUGUCAGCAAGAGCACUGCGCCCAAGCAGGCUUCUUCGCGCUCCUACAUCCAGACCAUGGGGACUCGACACGCCGACUGCCACCCCGACGGCGACAACGUGGAUGAAGGCGGUUUCCAACCAUCCUCGAUCCCCACCGCCGAAGAGAUCCAGCACUGGGUUUCGGAAGCCAUUUUCAACCCAGACCCACGACGGGACUACGCCAUCAACCCGCCACCCAAGCGCUACGACGCCGAAGGACGCGAGCGUCCCACCCGCAUCUACGCCGACGGUGUCUACGACCUGUUCCACUACGCGCACGCCCUCCAAUUGCGCCAGGCAAAGCUGUCGUUCCCUUCCGUGCACCUCAUCGUCGGGGUCGUAAGCAGUCAUUCGUGCGGCAAGCACAAGAACAAACCGGUGCUCACAAGUCAAGAACGCUACGAGUGCGUACGCAAUUGUCGUUGGGUGGACGAGGUGCUGGAGGACGCACCGUGGGUGGUCGACCAGAAGCUCAUCGACACGCUCGAGAUUGAUUACAUCGCACACGAUGACCUGCCCUACGGAGGUGUCGGCAUGGACGAUAUCUAUGCGUUUGUCAAGAGACAGGGGCGGUUCUUGCCGACGAGGAGGACGGACGGGGUGAGCACGAGCGAGUUGUUGGGUCGAAUCGUCGAGGUGUACCGCGAGGGUGAUCUGGAUGGAAAGCUGGUCAAGAUCGGACUGGACGAGCUGACGAGCGAUCACGAGACGCCGACGAUGAAGAAGCAUGACAAGUGA
Molecule: messenger RNA, 2022 nt
Organism: Kalmanozyma brasiliensis GHG001
Lineage: Eukaryota; Fungi; Basidiomycota; Ustilaginomycetes; Ustilaginales
Product: Cytidyltransferase-like domain protein
Exons: 1
Coding region: 1-2022 (673 amino acids)
Biological process (GO): CDP-choline pathway
Cellular component (GO): nuclear envelope
Molecular function (GO): phosphatidylcholine binding; choline-phosphate cytidylyltransferase activity
Source: RefSeq, a predicted model, not a curated record